Molecule: messenger RNA, 3852 nt
Organism: Acanthoscelides obtectus
Lineage: Eukaryota; Metazoa; Arthropoda; Insecta; Coleoptera; Chrysomelidae
Source: the annotation of a GenBank genome assembly
AACACAUACAUUCUUGUUAUACGCAGAUAAACAAAGAUUACUACUGUUUAUUUUCAAGCGCUGCCGCAAUCCCAUGUCAAAUAUUCUCAAGUUAAUUUCGUUUCUGUGAGGUUAUCAGCCAUGUUAUCAAAACUGUUAUUGUUUUAUUAUCCCAAUCUGCAAAACUUAGCAUAACACUGUAGAAUUUUAAUAUUUAGUGAUAGGUGUGUGACAAGGCAAAUGUGAUAAUAGGUUCGAAAUAUGGUCCAGAAUACAUUUAGGAUGAAUAAUGAGGGAAGGUACUGGCCACAGGUUUUAGCAAUAGGCGUGGGUUCCCUGGGAUGUAUAAACAAUGGACUCCAAUACGGCUGGACUUCACCCUUCAUAGUCAAAAUCACCAAAGACAAAGAAAACUACGAUAUCACAGAAGAUGAAGCCUCAUAUUUCGCAACGAUGCCAGCUUUAGCUAUGAUGAUAUCUUGUUCGCUGUUCUCGUACCUGACUCAUAUCAUAGGACCUAAGAAGACUUACCUUUUAGGAGCCUUUCCUUAUAUCAUAAGCUGGAUUCUUUUAAUGGUAGCGAAGGAGGCCUACGUAUUCUAUAUUUCAAGAUUCUUCGCUGGUAUGACCGAUGGAAUAAUGUUUGCCUCAUUCCCGAUGUACAUGGCGGAAAUCACCGAACCAAAAAUUCGAGGAACAUUUGGUAAUGGCCAAACUGUAGCCAUUUACUUUGGCCAAUUUGCAAUAAACGUCAUUGGCACUUAUCUGGAUGUCAAAAAAACUUCGUACAUUUGCGUAGUAGUACCAGUAUUGUUUCUGAUUUUGUUCCCCAUGAUGCCAGAGUCACCGUAUUAUCUUAUCAGGAAAGGCAAAUAUGAAGAGGCUAAGGAGGCUUUGAAAUGGCUUCGAAGGAAACCGGAUAUUGAGGAGGAUUUUGCUAAGUUGAAAUCGGAUGUUCAGAGGCAAACUUCAGAUAAAGGUACUUGGAAUGAGCUGUUCACCGUAGAACCAAACAGAAAAGCACUUUUGGCGGGACUAUUCCUCAGGUUAUCCCAACAACUCAGCGGCCUGCAAGUAUUCGCAGUCUAUACCAAAUAUAUUUUCGAAAAAUCUGGAAGCAACCUGGACCCUGACAUGUCCACAAUGGUUUACGCUGCGAUGGUUCUGAUUGUGAACACCUUGACUUGUUUCAUGACCGAGUAUAUUGGAAGGAGGAAGGCCUACAUGUUCUCCUUAGGCACAUGCGCUGUGGUCCUUUGGAUAUUAGGAAUAUACUUCGUUAUUGACCAAUUCUAUCCCCAAGUAGAUCUUGGGUCUUUUCAAUGGGUUCCUCUCACAGGAUUGAUAUGUUUUACAGUAUUUUCAGCAUUUGGUGUAACUAUGAUACCAACUUUAAUGUUAGGCGAACUAUUUUCUGCUAGUAUUAAACCCAAAGGCAUGAUGGUUUUGAUAGUUGUAUUUGGAGCUGGAAUUACGUCUAUAUACCAACUAUUUUAUUAUUUGAACACAAAGUUUGGAAUGUAUUGUCCAUUUCUAGUAUUCGCAGCCUGUAGUACUGUCUCGUCGGUACUGACCAAAUGGUUGGUUCCUGAGACUAAGGGAAUGACGCUAGAAGAGAUACAGCAGUAUUUGACGACGAAGAAGAAAUCUUUGACAAAUGUGGAAACAUCCACGAAUAGUCAAACAGCUAUCUAGACAAAAUUUGAGGUAUAAAGUAUUGCAGUAUGCAUGUAGUUUCAGAAUGUUUGUUGAUUGUACAUCUGUAAUGCCAUUCAUUAGUUAUUAGUAGAAAAGGAAUGUGAUGUGAUGUGAUAUAAUCUUUACUUCACAAGCAUCUCUGAAUGAUGUAGUAACCAGACUGAUAACGAAUCUUGACAAAAACCAAUGUAGCAGAAACUUUAAUGAUUUGGCUAAAUGUACUACUGGUUGAAUGUUAAUAAUAUUAGUUUGACAUAUGGAGAAUAAAAACGAACUAUUAUGUGAUGUCAAAACUACAAUGUUUGUCAAUAAGCUAAUCCAAACGAGCAUUUAUACAAGUAUUUUUCCAGUACCUCAAGCUCGUAUUAUCAAUUAAUACUUCAUUUCAAAAAGACAACAUUUUUAUACUUAAUUAUAUUCCUUUAAAGUGUCUUUUGCUGUGUUGUAACUCCGACAUCUUCAAAUCUAUUGAUUUAUAGGGAUAUGAUUUUAUUCUAUGUAUUGAAACGUACAAGAUGCUGAUAUUCAGAUUUUGAUGAGUACUCACGAACAAAAUUUCCGAACUGAAACAUGACCUGUUCAACUUAAUUAACGGGCAUGACCUCAUGUAGCGCUUGAUGUUCCAGAUCUCUUAGGCCCGCUUUAGGUUAAACAUCAAAUGGGAACUGUUGAUGGCGUGAAGUGGUGGAGUGGAAAUAUGCAAGUUAGUUGAAAGCAUUCUUUUAUUUCCUAAGUCGCAUAUGUGCCAGCCAGAACAGUUUAAAUUGUCUACUGUCUAGUAUCACAGUUUUUCAAUUUGAAACGUAUAGGGUUGCCGCUUAGAAUGUCUUGUCAGUUAAUUUGAAAGUUUCCUGUACUCGAAAAUACUGCUGGUUUCACUUGCAUAUACGUAAAAGUAUCACUGGUAUAUCACACAAAUCUGAAAGAAUUAUUACUUUAACUUAAAUCUUAAGGCAGUUAUGAGAUUUUCUGGUUUGAGUGGUUUCAAUGAAUACAAAUAGAUUAGAAGAAGCUAAGCCUAUAUAGUCAACGCCAAACAAAGUGGCGUGCACGUCAUCAAGGUGGGUGUGUUGAAAAACUUACAUUGUUGCCAAACUUUUUGUAAAAUAAUAAAAUUUAUUAUCUACAUAUCUAGGUUUAUAAGCAAUAUUAACCUCAAAUGAGAACAAAAAUAAUAGUAUAAUAAAAUUAUAGAUCUGUACUUGCAUAAUCAUUAAGUAUGACAAUUAUUGAUGAGAUGACACUAUGAAACUACCAUAUUUAAUUGAUAGCUUAAAGGUACUGAAUAAAAAUCCAAAUGGGGUCCUCCAAAUUUUAUGCAUGGUAUUUAUUUUACAGAAUUCAUACAGAAAAAUGCAUUCUAAAAUUAGGUAAACUACUGGUGUAAGCUUUUUCUGUACAAUAAAGUUAGUCGGAGUUUUUUUCUUCAGCGCUGUCUGAAUCUGAAUCUUCAUCACUCUCAAAGUUGAUUAUUAAAGGUUCGAUGUCUGGUCGAUCAAAAAUUCGUUCUCUUUCAUACCAUUUAAAAAUUUCUUGCUCAGUAUGUCGAACAGUAUUUUUCCACAUGUCUGGGGUAACCGUUUGUAGAGCCUCGUUCCACAUAUCCAAACAGUCUUUUUCACUGUUACCAUCUCUACCAAUAUGUCUGUUAUAGUAACCUUUUGCUAUGCCCCAAAUUAACUCAAUAGGGUUAAAUAUACAAUGGUAAGGAGGCAGACGAAGAACUUUGUGCCCAUGUUGUUCCGCCAAUUCAUCAAUCACGUAUAUUUUAGGUGGUUUGUUUCUAAAAAAGCAGUUAUUUUAAGAAUAGGAAUAAACAAAAGAAAUAUAAACUGUCGACCAAAAUAUAUAUAAUUAAGAAGCAUUAUGUACCGAGCAACAAUACUCAAUAGCUCUGGUUUAAACAUUGUGUUUAAAAAUGGUAUGUUUUGAUUUGUCAACCAGUCUUGGAUAUUUUUUUUGUCCAUACAUUGUUGGGCACUUUGUUCAAUAUCAUGCUGUGAUAAGGGGCGUUAUCCAGUAUAAUCAUAGAUGGACUCUCCAAUUUUUCUAAUAACUGAUGUUGAAACCAUUUCAAAAAAUUGUCCUGGUUCAUCUCUCCAUGGUAAUCGCUCAAUUUUGUUUUCGAAGAAAAUAUCGCUUCACUACCCUCAAUAAACCCAUUUUCAUUUCCAG